This is a messenger RNA of Plasmodium reichenowi, 747 nucleotides long. Its product is annotated as RNA-binding protein, putative. Gene Ontology annotation, molecular function: RNA binding. Gene Ontology annotation, cellular component: spliceosomal complex. The coding region runs from base 1 to 747 and encodes 248 amino acids. Gene Ontology annotation, biological process: positive regulation of mRNA splicing, via spliceosome. The record is from RefSeq and is a predicted model, not a curated record. The transcript is spliced from 7 exons. Lineage: Eukaryota; Apicomplexa; Aconoidasida; Haemosporida; Plasmodiidae.
AUGAGUUCAAAAGAAGCACAUAGUGAAUCGGAAGAACAUGUUCACAAGAACGAUGGUUCAACAUUAUAUGUAUCAAAUUUAAGCUCAAAAAUAACAACAGCGAAACUUCAAGAUAUUUUUGAAAAAUAUGGAAACAUUGAAAAAUGUUAUGUUAUAAGUAACCCCAUAACCAAAGAAUCUAGAAACUUUGGAUUUGUCACUUUUAAUAAUUCUGAAGAUGCAGAAAAUGCAAUGAAUAAAGCCAAUAAAAUGGAAAUAGAAGGAAGAGAAAUCAACGUAGAAAUUGCUAAGAGAAAUGAGCCACAUGAACCAACCCCAGGAGAAUAUAAAGGAGUACAAAAUAUGGUAAAGAGGAAUGGAUUAAGACACGAUUAUUACGGAAGAAAAUAUGACAGACCUUAUGAUAGGAGAAGAUAUGAUUCACGAAGAGUUAACCCUUAUGGAAGAGAUCGCAUGAGAAAUUUUGGUUAUCGUAAUAAUGGUUAUAGACAUGAUAGAUAUGGUAGGCGUCCACGUAAUGAUUAUAGGAAUUAUGAUAGAAGAUCGAUUGAUAAUAAAUAUUAUAGAAGAAAUGAUUAUUAUAAAAGAAACGCAAGAAGUAGUGAUAAUGAAAGGGGACCAUCAAGAGAUGACAGUAGAAGAAAAAAAAGAUAUGAUAGAGUAAGAAAAUCAACAAGUGUAUCAAAUAGUGAGAGAAGACGUUAUAGAAAUUCACCUGACAGAAGUCCACGUUAUAGAAGAAAAUAA